AUGUUUGCUUUUGACGGGCAUCGAUCAUUGGCUCCAAUCGAUGGGAAUAAGAAACCAUUGACUCCCAUUAGUGGGAGUCAACCACCAGCUCCAAUCGUUGGGACCAAACCAUCCGCUCCCAUCUUUGGGACCAAGAAGAAACCCGCUGCCGGGCUGUCGCAGAGUUCAUUCAAUCGGAAUAUCAAGGAGCUCUACCCGGCCAAAGGCCAGUCCUACGAGAAAGAUCAAGAGACUGGCAAGUUAUACCUGGGCCCUCCAGGGCCAUCCUACAACUACAACCAGUGGAAACACUACGACAAAUGA
Clonostachys solani is the source of this 303-nucleotide messenger RNA. NCBI's taxonomy places the organism in Eukaryota, Fungi, Ascomycota, Sordariomycetes, Hypocreales, Bionectriaceae. The record is from the annotation of a GenBank genome assembly.